This is a messenger RNA of Fulvia fulva, 1404 nucleotides long. RefSeq lists its product as uncharacterized. The record is from RefSeq and is a predicted model, not a curated record. Gene Ontology annotation, molecular function: protein-lysine N-methyltransferase activity. Lineage: Eukaryota; Fungi; Ascomycota; Dothideomycetes; Mycosphaerellales; Mycosphaerellaceae. Gene Ontology annotation, biological process: peptidyl-lysine monomethylation. Bases 1 to 1404 code for a protein of 467 amino acids. The transcript is spliced from 2 exons.
AUGGAGGUGGGAUCGAGAUAUGAGCGAUUAUUCGCCUGGGCGAGGAGCAAUGGAGGCUUCAUUCACUCCGAUUUGAAGCUGGUCCAGACAGAUGACCGCGGGGUGGAGUGCACUGUUGACGAUGAGAGUGGCGGCAUAGAUCGCCAUGAGGUUUUCAUGCGAGUCCACUACCGUCUAUCCCUUUCCUACUGGAACGCCGUCUCGGCGGGCAAGGAGUCCGACUCAUACUAUCAGCCUCACUCGAGAUCUCUGCCAAAGGAGCUUUUGGAAAGCUCGGCGGACCAUGAGACUGUAAGUGCCUUAUUUCUGGUACAGCAGUAUCUCUUGGGCGAGGAGUCUUUCUGGCAUCCGUACAUCCAAAUAUUGCCACAGCCUCGUGAUGCCUGUGAUCCGGCGAUACCCCUACUAUGGUCCAAAGAAGAUCUGCGCUGGCUGUCCGGCACCUACCUGGAGGAAGAAGUCGUGAAGAAGCGGAAGGAUCUGGAGUCUCGUUGGUCGGAAGCUGUGAAUUUGAUGUCUAGAGACGGCUCAGACAUUUCCACAUACACAUUUGACCUGUUCCUUUGGGCCCACUACAUAUUCGUGACGAGAUCUUUUUCGACCUUGGCAAUAGAAGGUGACUCUGCGGCUAUCAAAGACGAGUACCAGAUCAUCUUCAAGUCUGGCGCAUGCAUCGAUGAUGUUCCAAAAGUUCUGAUGCCUGUGCUAGAUCUACUGAAUCACGAUCAGCGUGCUGGCAUGGGCUACGACUUCAAGGACACGGGCCUGGGACUCAGAAAAGCGACGGCCCUCAAGCCCGGCGAGGGUAUUGGUAACCCUUACGACAAAGAUACGCAACGAUACAACAACACCUCUUUACUGAAGGACUUCGGAUUCAUCCUUUCUGAUAACGAAUUUCCAGAGGCAGUAUUACCACUGCCUUUCGACAUCGCUCAGCCUGCACACCCAUCUCACGCUAUCUUCAGCACAUCGUCCACGUCCGACGAAUACUAUGCAUCCAGCGAAGAGAUUCGACUUGCCUUCGUCACGGUUCGAGCGCCAUGUCGUCACCCUCUCGGGCUGAUGAAUCCGUCUCACGAAGCACGCGCACUCAGGCACUUCCAUCCUAAACUGGUUUCCAUGGUAUCCUUCAAAGUUGCUACGCUGAUAGAGCGAGCGGCGCUGAGAAAUGACCCCUACACUAUGCCAUCACGCCGUAAUCAGCAGGCCACCAUCGACUUUCUUGAAACCCACGCUCGCAAGAUUUUACAUGACCUGAGGGCAGCAGUCGAUGGCCUCGAGCCUACCAACUACAGGCAGGCAAUCACUCAGAAAUAUAGACUCGAACAAGCUACGAUUCUCGAGGAUGUGUUGAGGGAUAUGGCAGUCCCGUCAGAUCUCUUCUUCGUUGGAGACGACCAGUAG